CAUAGGGGCUGUGUCUCUGCACGCUUGGGGGGGGGGGGGGAGCAUUUUUCUUCCCAGGUAGAUAUUAGGGAAUUCUGGAGAUAAAGCCACGGCAGCACGACAGCGUCUUGCUUUUAAUACAGCCGACCAACUCUGAGCUAUUCCUGCCGCCUCCCUCGCAGCUCACCUCCAGCACCCCGCCGGCCACCCGUCGCAGCAAGGCCAGUUUCGGGGGCCCGGUCUCGCAGCAGCGGCCACCCCUGCUCUGCCCGGAGGGGUCGUUCAGGACAAGCGCACGGCCUGGGCUGUGCGGGCGCAGCUCCGGACCCGCUGUCCCCAGCUCCAGCGUCCCGGGGCCGUCCCGUGCGUGCGAGCGCCCGGGUAAAGACCGCUUGUUUUUCUACCGCCUGUUCCAGAGGAAUCCAGCCGGUCGGGGAGCGCAGCGCCGCGACUGAUUCGAGGGCUUGCUCCUUCGCACUCGCUCGCCCGAAGGUCUCGCCACCGGGAGGGAGGAGGGAGAGCGGGAGGCUGCGCUCCGCGGCGGCGGCUCAGCGCACCCAGAGGAACUACAAUUUAGCGGCAGACAGUUGGACACGGUGAUAAACCGAAGAGUGGCUAGCAAAGAGCGGGCGAGAGAAACGAGAAAGCACAAAGACUAAACUAAGCCGAGCAGCCUCCACCUCCUUCUCCGGCUCUUUAUUUGCAUAUUUACUAAAGACUUUAGGAAAAAAGAAAUAAAUAGAGAAAAAAGAACCCACCACCAACCCCACUCCACCAAAUCGGGAUUUUCGGGCCGCCGGGGGUUUCUCCGUGCCGCCGAGCACGCCCAUGCCUUAAAUUUCCACUUCAAGGAAUAAGCCCCCCGCUCCCCCGAAAUGAAAUAAACCCAAUAAACCUGCCAAGUCUCACUCAUUCCCGAGGGAGAUCUCCUUCGCACAGGGAUUCAUUUCGGAGGCAGCGGCUCGCUUUAUCUUUUUUCCGCCCCCCUUCCCCCGGCGGAUCCCCCCCGUACCCCGUUCCCCGGGCGUCCCCCGACCCCCUGUCCCCUGCCCGGCCGAUGCUGGCCCGACCCUAACGAUCCCCUCCCUUUGCCCCGUCCUCCCGCUCUCCCCGAUCUGUCAGCCCCCCGCGGGGCCGUCACCGCCCGGGGGCCGGGUCGGGGUGGGCCGGGGGCGCGAGGCUGACCGCCCUCCGCCCCGCCGCCAGCCCCCGGCUCGGGCUCCCGCCGCUGCCCCCGCCUCUCCCCCCCCUCCUCCGCCUAUCUCCAUGCGGCAGUGAGCACCGACCCAUCCGGAGGGCCAGGACCGGCAGGCAGCGAUGGGCGACACGGCUCCCCCCCAGGCCGCGGGGCUGGGGGCCGGGCUGCUGGGGGGGGGCCCGGCGGCGCCCCGUGUGCACAGCGCCAUCGUGGAGCGGCUGCGGGCCCGCAUCGCCGUGUGCCGCCAGCACCACCUCAGCUGCGAGGGGCGCUACGAGCGGGGCCGCGCCGAGAGCUCCGACCGUGAGCGGGAGAGCACCUUGCAGCUCCUCCACCUCGUGCAGCAGGGGCAGGGCGCCCGCAAGGCCGGCAAGCACCACAAGGCGCCCGCCGCCGCCGCCGCAGGACCGGGCACCGCAGCGGCCGCCGCCGCCGCCGCCGCGCCGCCGGACUACCACCAGCACCUCCUCAGCAACGGCGGCAUCAACGGCGAGCAGCCGGCGGGGGAGCAGCGCGCCUCGGCACUCCUGGCGCUCCAAGGCUCCUUGAAGAGAAAGUUGGUGGUAAAUCUGUCACCUGUCAACAACAAGAGGCCCAAUGGUGUUUCAGAGAGCUCCUUCCUUGACAUUAAAAGGAUAAGAGUGGGUGAUAAUGUCUCAGUGGGACAAAGUGGACAACAUGUUAACAAUUGCCAAAGCCAGUCAAUGUCAGGAACUAUGUCUGUGGGGCAAGGAUCACAAAGAAAGUCUAACAACCUAGCAAACAGUACACAUGUGAGUGGGAAUGGCAUGUUUAAUAUGACUUUAAAAGAGGUAAAGAAAGAACCAGGAGAAACGAUGUCCUGCAGCAAACACUUAGAUGGACAGACAUCCCAUGAGAACAUGUUCCCUAACAGAUAUGGGGAAGACUCGUGGGAACAAAUGAUGGAUCUGGAGCUUCAGGAGCUAUUUAAUGAACUGACUAACAUAUCAGUGCCACCAAUGAGUGAUCUUGAGCUAGAGAAUAUGAUAAACGCCACCAUAAAACAAGACGAGCCAUUCAACAUUGACCUUGGGCAGCAGAACCAGAGGGGCCCUGUGAGAUCUCUGCAGAUGGAUAAGAUGGUGAUAAAAAGUGAAUAUGCACCAGGCAUGAAUCAGGCUCCUGUGGGCUCCCCACAGAUGAGGCCUUCUUCUACAGGUCCAGCCUUCACUAUGGCCACCACUGCCAUGUCCACUUCUUCACCCAUCCCUUCGGUGCCUCAGAGUCAAACACAGGUAUCGCAGGUUUCUUCUGCAUCCGGUCGGCCAUUGCCUAACUGGCAGGAGGUCUCUCAUGCACAGCAGCUCAAACAGAUUGCAGCCAACCGGCAGCAGCAUGCCUUGAUUCAGCAGCAGCAGCAGCAGCAGCAGAACCAGACAGCCAACUGGUCCACUCUGUCUCCAUCAGGACCUUCCCCUGGACCCUUCAUGCAAGAGAAAAUCCCCAGUCCUUCUUUUCGCCAGCAGCAGUUCAGCCCACAAAGCUCAGCAAUGCUUGGGGUACCAGUGAAUGGAAACCAGUCGAAAGGGAUGAACAACUAUGUUUAUAAACCAACCACUCCCCAGAGCAAUCCCAUGGACAUAAUCAUGCAACAGAAGCCUCAGGACCUCAACAGGAACUUUAUUAACAGCACUCAGCCACCACUAGAGCAGCAUCAUGGCAACACAAAGCCUUUGUUUCACUUUAACUCAGAGCAAACAAACCAGCAGAUGCCUUCAGUUUUGGGUUCCCAAAACAAGCCUGCCCUUCUGCACUACACUCAGCAGGCACAGGGUUCAGCCCCUGUGCAACAGCCACAGCAACAGCAGCAACAACAGCCACAGCAGCAACCUGCUCAGCCUCUCCCGAACCAGUCUCUUCAAAGGCCACCUAAUGUACCCCUAGCACUGCAGCAAAAAAUGAUGCUUCAGAAAAUGCAGCAAAGCCAGCAAAUCUCAGGUUUGCAGUAUCCAGUCUCUCAGCAGCACAGACAGGAUCAACACUCUGUGGUAGGCCAGGGAGCUGGCCCCACUCCAAGCUCCAGUUCUUGCUCAAAUCCAAACACUGGAAGUGGUUACAUGAACUCAUCCCAGCAAUCAAUGUUGAAUCAGCAACUGAUGGAAAAGAAACAGGCUCUGCAGCGGCAAAUGAUGGAGCAAAAACAACUCCUUCUACAGCAGCAGAUGUUGGCAGAAGCCGAGAAAAUAACUCCACAAGAUCAGCUGAACAGACACUUGACACGACCACCACCAGAUUAUAAAGACCAAAGAAGGAAUGUGGUCAACAUGCAACAAGCAAACCAAUAUCCUGGUGGCUCACCAGCAGUGACUAUGAGCUCCAACAUGUCCUUAUCCAACCCAAUUUCAACUCAUAGCAUCAUGACCCAGAGCUCCAGCAUCAUGUCCACUCCUGCUGGGACCCGAAUGCCUUCUGUUCCUGCCAAUCGGAAUAUGGGCUGCUACGGGAACCUUCCUUGCAACCAACCAAGUUCAUACAAUGUGACUUCAGGAAUGAAUCAGAUGCAGCCACAGAGGAACCAAAACCAAGUCCUGCCCGGUCAGAAUAACCCCAUGAUGUCUCGACAGCAAACCAUGGCACAGGGAAACAACGCAGCGGCUUUUGGGACGGCGUCGGUGGUCAACUCACAGCAAGUAAGGCCAAGUUUGAACCAUGGAGCUACAGGUAUCCCUGCACAAAGGCCGGCCAACGUGAUGAUCACAGCUACUGCCACUGCCCAGAACUGGGCGCCGCAGGAGGCUGCAGUGAAGCAGCAGGAUGCACUGAAACCCGCAGGAGUCCGUUUCCCCACUGGCACUCCAUAUCCUAACCAGUCUUUACAACGCAGCGUAGGCAACCAGCAUUUUCCUCAGCGUGCACUGGCACCUCUUAAUCAGUUAACAACGGGAGUCCAAAUGAGGCCUCCUAUAAACCAAAUGCAGCAGACUCUAAAUGGACAACCCACUGGCUCACUACGAGGUCUCAGCAUAAGACCUAACCAGCUGAGAGGACAGACUGUGCCUACCUUGAAUCAGCCGGGAACGAGUAUGACACCUCCAUCAUCUCUGCCAUCAACCAGUUUCACAUCUACCAACCAAAACUCCCGGGCUUACCAAGGAAGUGACCAUGGCAAUGACCUAGCAUUUGACUUUCUGAACCAGCAAGGUGACAGUAUAGGACCUGCACUCAACAGUGACUCAGACUUUAUAGAUUCUUUACUGAAAACGGAACCUGGUAACGAUGACUGGAUGAAAGACAUCAACCUCGAUGAAAUUUUGGGGAACCACUCGUAAGUGACAGUACCAAGGGUCAAUGAGAUGAAGAGGCAGUAAGGACAUUAGCUUUUUCUUUAGAUGCCAACAACCUGCUUUAUUAAUUUACACUCCAGUAAUUGGGCUGUCCUUAAAGAUACCAUGCAGGGCGACUGCCCUGUUUGAAGAGUUGCUCUCGGAAUAAAACUGAAGUCUCCCUGAUGAAUGAUAACAUAAGUGAUAUUCAUGCCUGCCACAAAGAAGUGAAAGCACGUGAAGGGUCUGUUCCCCACACCAGUGCCCAGCACAUUGCAAACCAGUUCUUUCCAAGGAAGCAACAUGGAGAAAAAUGUUUACCCUCCCACACAUGCAAGUACCAGACAGUGGUUGUGGAACAUCAUUUCUCUGUGUGUAAAGUAUGAGCCCAAGUGGUCCAGAGCUCUUCAACCAUCAUGUUUAUGGCCCUUAACUUCCUCAGGACCACUCAGCCCUGAUGGCAUCAGGCCCUGUGUAAAUCUUAUUGUGUUAAAAAAACUGUUCACUUCUACACAGUACAAACUCACAUGUGCUUUCCCAAUGAUUUUGGUUUAAGCCCUCUAUGUUUUGUAGCACACAAAAGGGUAAGUGGUCUUGUCCAAGGGAAGAAGGAAACAGAUCAUCCAGUGCGUUACUUGGUGUGCUCUGGAGUUCACUUCCUCCCUUUCAUCAGUGCUUGCAGCACCUAUCAGAGGACGCUACUGUCCUGCCAGCAGCACAAUCACUUUGGGCAUUGAGGAAAACAUGAGAUGAACUACACCAAAGCUCAGGAUCCUCACUUUGCCACCUUGCCUACCCCAGGGACUCCAGGGACUUAAUGGACAACUUAAGUGAGAAGGGUGCUCAUGGUUUGACCCUCACCAACUACUUUCCCAGCCCAGCUUAGAGGAAGGCAAAUCCAUGAAGUGGCUCAGCUAAGCUGCUAUCCUCUUUAGGUAGUUCAGCCUGGUCCUCUUCAACUGAACAGGUUUACCCCAGCAGAAAUGCCAGCAUCUCUGUCUGGGAAAAGCUACAGUUCUGACUGCACAGCAUUUUGGCUCUAUCCUCCUAUCCCUUCGCCGUAUGGGGAGAGCUAGAAGAGGUCCAGUUGUGGCCCAGGUCCCCACAGCCUCCAUCAGGCAGAGUCUGAGUGGCUCUGCCCCUGAAACUGGCAUGAAAUCAGUUACAACCACCUGGGAUACUCACAGUAGGAGGCUCUACUCAGCCACAUCUGUGUAUGUAAAUGAGGCAGUUUGGGGCAAUAUUUCUGGGUGCUGGACUCAAUCAUCUGUUCUGGGUUUGGGGAUGGCCCAGUUAACCAAUGCAUCAAGAGGGGGUUAACCCUAGGCAAGGACCAUACCUGUAGACAGUUGGCAGCCACCUUGCAGCCACCACAGGCAAACAGCAGAGCAGGGAGGAUACAGGUUGUUCCAACCGCUUGGUGACAGGGAAUAGUCUCAACCAUGUUAAAAGUUUCUCCUCUAGACUUGGUCAGUGACAUCAGAAGGAGGUGCUGUGUCACUGUAAAGCAGCUCUGCAGGGAGUCACACAGGAGAAUUCACAGAAGGGAACAGACCUUACAGGUCAAAUGAAAAUGCUGUUCUUCAAAAUGAUGUGGUGUGAUGUCUUUUACAGCCUCCUCUGAAUUAGCUAAAACGAUAUGUGGCAAAAGAAUACAAUGCCUGCAUUCACACGCCUCGGUGCCAAGAGGCAUUGCUCUGCCCCAUGCAAGUUCUUUAUUCAUCCUUGUUAGUGACACUGGGAUGAGUAGACUACUUGACAAUAGCAUCUGCACUUAUCUGACCUAGUUCUCAAGACAGGCUUUAAUAAGGCUUUUCCAGUCAUUUCACCCUGUCGUUCUAUGUGGGCCCAAUUGUUCAUGAUGUUUCAAGAUGUUUCAAGAAGCUGGUGCACAAACAAGCACCAGCACCUCCAGGAAAGGUGUAACACAGCAUUUAGCUAGAUGUGCCAGCUAAUGUGGGCUGGUCCGUGACACAUUUGUCAUCGGAGAGACAAGAAAGCCUGCUGAAGAGUCCCUUCUGCUGUCCCAGCUAGUGAUGGUUGCACACCCCUGCACUGUGUAACGUGGUGGCUCAGCUGCCCAGAAAGCUCCCUCUUGUCUCCAGUUUGGCUGCGGUGCACAUGGUCCCUUUGAUAUGCCAGUACAAGAUUUUCCAAGUCUUUAAAGAGCUUUUCAGCACAGGUCAGCAUCCCACCUCAGUUUGGAGAGAUACAGAUGCAGUCCAACAAAUGAGUCCCCAGUAAACUAGACUGCAAUAGCAGCUACAUCAGUUCAAAGUGGAGGGAAGAUGGGCUCAUGUGGCUCAUACAGAGGCAAGCACCACAUCCAUGAGCAGGUCAGCACUGACUGCCAAAGCUCUGGUAGGAACAGACAACUGCAAUGACGCUCAUGCCAAGGCUGAGUUAGUAUCUUCAUGCGCAGAGGGCACUGAAGUCAGGUAAUUUCAACUACCCUCACAUGCCAUUGAAGAGGCCACCACUGGUUUCUGUAUUAAGACAAGACUGUUUUCCAGAUCCUCAAAUGAUGUAAAAAAAUUGUUCAGCUGAGGAGCUGGUCCCAAGGAUUCAGGAUAUCAUCCAGUGGUGGAUUCAAAGCUGAGCUUUGCCCUGUUGGCCUCAGCAUGGAGUGAAGAAGACACUGGGAUGUGAGUGUCAUCCCUGGGAUCAAAAUGUCAACCUGUCUGAAGUAAAUUCUACAAAGGCAGAGGCCAUUUGCAGUCCUGAUGCAUCUGGAAUGUGAGCUCAAAAGACUCUUGCAACCAAAACUUGAAUCCAGUAUCAUUUCUUCAGAACACCUGUAUCUGAACAGAGCUAGUGUCUUUUUCCUCCUUCUUUGCCAUGGCUAAGUGCACUACCCUUAUAGUCUAUUUUUCAUCAUGGACUGGGCACUCUUCGCAGUAUUGGGUUGUAAAUAUAAAGAAUUAUUUGUUUUGUAAACUUUUGUAAAAAAAAAAGAAAAACCAACCAAAAAGUAAUAAUAUUUUGGUAGGAAUAAUAAAAAUCAUAUUAUUUGGGUUAUAUUUAUACAUAUGUGAAAUAAAUAUACUAUCAAAAAAGUUGUAUUUUAUACAAGAAGUCAACGGUUACCUUUUGUAUUCUAUAUACAAAGUUUUGUAUGAUACAAUUGUUUAUUUUUAUCUGCAGACUUCAACUUUGGGUUCUGGGGGAGGGCAGAAUGGGAUCGUGGUUCAACAGCUGGGUCUGACCCCAAGCUCACCGAAACCAAUGGAGUCUUUCCAUUGCCUUCACAGGGCUUUGAAUCAAGCCUUUAAAUCACCUUCAGAUAUGUUUGACAUCUGAAGCUCUCUGGAAACCUCAACAUGAAAACAUUCCAGGUUUCACAUUUUUUCCCUGAAAAAAAGGCUUUUAUUAUUAAUAUUAUUAUUGUUACUAUUACUGCAGCUCUUGGGAGGCAGGUGGGACCUAUGUAAUUGUCAUGUCCUUGUUGCAUGUAUGUCUGCUUUAUAUUUUCCCCAUAUUAUAAACCAGUGUUUCUCUAUACAGACUGAAAUGAAAAGUUGCUGUACAGAAAUGUUUGUGUUUAUGCAUUUUUACGUGGCUGUAUAUACCUCCUAGUACUAUGCAGUGACACUUAUUUGACUCCAUUUAUUUUUCACCUAAACAUGAAUAGUAUGUUUUUCAGUAGCUAUCAAAACUCUGCCAAGUAAAUCAAUCAAAAUUA
Molecule: messenger RNA, 8143 nt
Organism: Pezoporus flaviventris
Lineage: Eukaryota; Metazoa; Chordata; Aves; Psittaciformes; Psittacidae
Gene: MAML2
Product: mastermind like transcriptional coactivator 2
Exons: 6
Coding region: 1297-4467 (1056 amino acids)
Biological process (GO): positive regulation of transcription of Notch receptor target; Notch signaling pathway
Cellular component (GO): nucleoplasm; nuclear speck
Molecular function (GO): transcription coactivator activity
Source: RefSeq, a predicted model, not a curated record